AUGGGUGAGUUUAGUAGCAUCCUCGAGAAGAAGACGAAGAAGAAGGAGAUGUUACAGUCGAGAGAUGACUUGACAUGUUGGCAGCGUUACCAUCUGGUGGUUGCCAGAGAGGAUCUCCUGGUGGUGACUCAGCACAUCAUGCUAUCCGUUGACUCGGAUGGUUUGUAUGUCGACUUCGACUCAGAUGAUUCUGAGAGACCAGCUUUUGAGCUUCCGACCGUGACUAUUGAUUUUGAUGUUCAUAGAUAUGAUUGGGAGGAUGGGGAUUUAAAGUAUGUGGAAGGUUCGAGUUUGGGUGGUUGGGCUCUUUUCUUUGGUGCGAGUAGCCAUUCUGUUGCGUUGCGUGCGAGUGACUUCCCGGAGCUGAAGCCCAACUCUAUAUACUUCACGGAUGCUUUAGAAUUGAGUUUGAAUCAAGGUAACCAUGACAUUGGCAUUUUCAGUUACAUGGACAAGACUGUGUCACCAUGCUAUUAUCCAUGCGAUCCUGCCGACCUAAAACCGAUUUUCCCAGCGCCCAUCUGGUUUUUCCCAACCAGCUUCUGA
Striga hermonthica is the source of this 546-nucleotide messenger RNA. The record is from the annotation of a GenBank genome assembly. NCBI's taxonomy places the organism in Eukaryota, Viridiplantae, Streptophyta, Magnoliopsida, Lamiales, Orobanchaceae.